This is a messenger RNA of Mya arenaria, 3496 nucleotides long. Its product is annotated as E3 ubiquitin-protein ligase TRIM33-like. The transcript has 2 exons. Gene Ontology annotation, molecular function: zinc ion binding. The coding region runs from base 275 to 901 and encodes 208 amino acids. The record is from RefSeq and is a predicted model, not a curated record. Lineage: Eukaryota; Metazoa; Mollusca; Bivalvia; Myida; Myidae.
UUUUGACAUUUAACUGGAAAUAGAAAACGAUAACAAAUGAAACGAUUUUUAUUAUUGGUCUCCUUGAUAAAAUCCAAAAAGAAUUAUAUAGGAAAUUCGCGGGAAAUUAAUGUUUAAAGGACUAAUAAAAUUCAACACGAUGAUAUAGCGUUUUCCUGUGUCUACCCAGCGAUUGCAUACUGUACCUUUUCUUCUUUUGAUGUUUAAAUGAUGAUUUAUUCCGCUGGUGUACUGUUUUCCAACGUUUAUUAAACUUGUAAACAUCGAGGAUUACAUGUGUGCUCCCUGUAUCGAGUGCCAUAAGAUAUUGAAGGUUUCAAGGAACCACGUUCUUCUGUCCAAAGAUAGGAUGCCCUCUUACUACCCGUCCACCAAGCAGUCAGCUAUCGCCGACACGGAAUAUUGUAAAAAACAUCCGAAGGAGGUGAUCCAGUUUUAUUGCCUGACCCACGGAGACCUUGGCUGUGGUGACUGUGUCGUACCCGACCAUCGUAGCUGUAAAGUUGACUACAUCGCUGAUGUGGCUAAAGAAUUUAUCAUUGAAAAUGAAUUCAAAGAGCUGGAACCGUCGAUUAGACAAGCUGAAGAUCUUCUAUCCAGGUACAUAAGUAAUGUCAAGGGACUUUUUGGCGAAGUUGAAAACCAGACUAAGGAUGAAAUGGACAAACUAAGGAAGUUCCGGGCGGAAAUCAACACCUACCUUGAUCGCCGCGAGAAGGAGUUGCUCGACAAUCUCCAUAAAGUGAAGAACGAGGAUGAAAACUUGCUGAAUACCCUACAAAAGGAUUGUGAGUUGACGAAAGCCGGACUUGAAGCCAUGAGAAUGGAACUAACUUCCGGAGCGGCUGCUGGGAUUGGAAACAGGCCUUGGAACACUGGACGUGGAUGGAGAUUUGGAUAGGGUAUUAGCAAUAAUAAGCAUGUUAGUGUUGCGUACACAGUGUUGCCCAUCAUAGUUGUUCCAGUUCCUGACCUUUCUACUGUGACAUGGAAGAAGAAGGUAGACAUUGACGUCAGAACGCCAGAGGACCAGGAUUACUGCGUUAUUAACGGCCUCGCCCUGCUGUCUCCCGGUAUCUUCCUUCUAACUGAUUGGAGAAACGAUUGUGUCAAGUUGAUGAACGUCACCACCCGCACCGUCAUGUCCCGCCUCCAACUUACAGGGUGGCCCUGGGACGUCUGUGGGCUCCCUGAUGAUCAGGCCGCCGUCACUCUCUCGAAUAACUCAAUUAUAUAGCUGCUAUCUACAAAAGGAGGGCAGUUAUCAUGUGGCAAGAAAAUUAAAGUAUCAUCUGGGUGUAGUGGUAUUGGGUAUUACAACAAUAGAUUAUACGUUUCUUACACAUCUGACCCGCGUAUUGAAGUGAUGACAAUAGAUGGUCAUAAGAUAAGUACAUUCCAAAAAGAUGACGGAAGACAGCUUUUCCAAAGACCACUAUACCUGACAGGAUCAGCUUCCACACCACUGACCCUUUACGUGUCUGACUCCGGUACACACACCGUCCUCCAGCUGUCUCUAGACGGGAAGGUCCUGCGAGAGAACAAGAAGCUCGAAUACCCUAUGUCCGUGGUGGCGGUAGGUCCCGGUCAGCUGCUCGUGUGUGGACAGAGCAAUCACAACGUGGUGCUGCUGACGGAGAGGGACGGGAAGAUGGCGGAAAUACUUGGACAGAAUAAGGAACUGACAUAUCCCUACUCGGCAGCAUUCUGUCCUAACAUACGUACCAUAGUUGUCGGGACGAUAAAUACUGACUCACUAAAGGUAUUUACUGCAAACUGACAGAGUUUCUACAUCAUUCCUAACAUUUCUGUCCUUGACAGAAACAACAAUGUGUUAAAUCAUGUUUGAGCAAUUGAAUGAUUAAUACAAUAACAUUUAUUUUACAACAUAAGCCUACAGUAUUGACUCAAAUUGAAAAGACAUUGUUUUAUGACAUGUACUUAUAUCUGAUAAAUAUCAAGCGUAUUUUGCAAUUAUGUUUAGCAAAAUGUAGGAUAACGAAAAGUGUUAAUAAAGUCAUUAUAUUAUACACAAUUUCCUUAAGAAUUUUAGGUUUAUCAUCCUGGUAUCCAUACUGUUUACCAUACUGCAGCAUUAUUGUAUACAUAUAUUGUGUAUUCCCAAUGCUAUCUUUAAGCAUUCAUCUUAAUACUUUUCAUCCUACCAUCCAUACUGUUUCCCAUUCUGCAACAUUAUUGCACUAUAAACAUACAUAUAUUCAUAUCUCAUACAACAAUACUACAGUUUAUGCUGUUGAUAUAAUACAAUAUAAUUUAAUGUAUGCUUUUCCGAACUAACAAUGUACAUACAUUUGACAUAUAUAACAUAAGUAUAUAUGUUUAGACUAUGAACUUGUAAAAGUCUUCAUAAACGGCUAUUCCAUUCUAUUACCGUAGACAAAUUUUAUCAAAAUUUCAUUUAAAAUUAAGGAGAAAAUUGUAAAUAGCUUGCGAAAAGAAAUACAUUCAAUGUUGCACACACAGUUUCAAAAACCUUACAUGUACAAGCUCGUAAUUUCCUUGGAAUACAGCUCAAUUUUUCGAUGAAGUAAACCACAUUUAAAGGUUGUGGUAAGAAGUUUUUACUUCUUGCCUUUAAGGUCAUAUUCUAGAUUGGGAGAGGGGGCUCAUUGUUUCCAGGGAGGGGGACUCUUUCUAGUGACAGGGAGUCAUAACUUUUACACCCAGAAACCUGUUCUAUUUUUCAUUUUCUGUUUAACGUCUUAAAAUUAGCUAACGUGUAUCGAACUUAGUAUCGCUCCUGUCACGAAUAAGGGCAAUGUCUAACAAUUACAGGGGAAUAACUAUUAUGAGCUGUAUAUUCCUCUCAAAAAAUAAACGACUGAUAAUAAUUAAGUGUGGCAAAGAAUUUGUCUACAACUGAAGCGACAUUCUUUCUUAAUGGAUUACAAGCUAAAUAACGGACUUCGUAUAUAUACUACUAUAGUUAUUACGGAUAAUAUUUAGUUAUUCCUCUCGCUGUGUUAAUGUUGUUCUAUGGAACUGUGAUUCUUUAACCAAUUUGUAACUGUAUGAUUGGAAGAUUGAGUGACCAUUGACUGUGUUAUAAACAUUAACGUAUUUUAUUGAUUGUGUACGCAUGGGCGUAUUGCCUAUUGUAUUCUGAAAUAAACUCUAAACUCUAUAUUGCGAAUGCGUUGACAUGAAGAAAUGAUUUGACAGCUUGAAUAGAAAUACUCUGUGGUUUAAGAUGUCUUAAAUAGGAAUAAAUAGUAAAAUGGAUAGAACUGUGAGAUAUAUGUAUGCUUUUGUUAGAUCUUUAGUUAAACAUUGCACUUUAUAUUCAGAAUUUGAUGUGAGGUGUUUUUGGUAUUAUGUUUGUUUCAUAAAAAUAAGACAAGUAUAAUAUUUUCAUAAAUAAUGUGUUUUGAUGCAUGUUCUCCUUUAAUUUAGUAAUAUUACAUAAUUGACGUGUUUGUAAGGCAUUCUAGAUGGAAUACACUAAACGGUAUAUUGACUUUUGUUUAUAUGUAUA